AUGAAGGAAGGCGGAAGGGGAAAAAAGAACAAACUAUAUAAGAACCCUUCUUUUUGGCUAUCAGCAGAGGUAGAGGAUAACCUCACUUUUGCCGGUCCUGAUGCCGCCAAUACUCGAAGAUCAGCAGUUGGUGAUUAUCAGAGGAGAAAGGGAAGAUCAAACCAAAAGAAGCAGAAGAGAAGAAGCGCAUUGAUGAAGAUAAAGCCAUUCUCAAACAAUUCAUCCGAGCCAAAUCCAUUCCAAGCUUGUAAUUGA
Messenger RNA from Ilex paraguariensis (yerba mate), 255 nucleotides. Lineage: Eukaryota; Viridiplantae; Streptophyta; Magnoliopsida; Aquifoliales; Aquifoliaceae. The record is from the annotation of a GenBank genome assembly.